AUGCUAUGGAUUUCUGAUUACUCCAGUGUCCUGAUAAUCCUCGGCGUGAUGGGCAUCUCACGUUGCAUCAUCAUAGUAAUGUAUGCAUUGGUGGUGGCCGACUAUGUCAGGCCAGAACAGUUUCCCUCGGCCUUCGGCCUGAGUAUGGCCAUUUAUGGAGUUGCCAGUAUCAGCUGUGGGCCCAUUAUAGGCGCCAUUCGCGACGCAACAAACAACUACACCAUCAUGUUCUGGAUCCUUAUCGCGAUCUUCACUGCGUCCACCACGGCCUGGGCCAUUGAGAUGUUUCGAGAAUGGAGGCGGCAGAAGCGAGAGAUACAACGAAAUAAUUAA
Messenger RNA from Cydia amplana, 333 nucleotides. RefSeq names its product monocarboxylate transporter 6-like. The transcript has 2 exons. Gene Ontology annotation, molecular function: monocarboxylic acid transmembrane transporter activity. The record is from RefSeq and is a predicted model, not a curated record. Bases 1 to 333 code for a protein of 110 amino acids. Gene Ontology annotation, cellular component: membrane. NCBI's taxonomy places the organism in Eukaryota, Metazoa, Arthropoda, Insecta, Lepidoptera, Tortricidae.